Messenger RNA from Lutzomyia longipalpis, 744 nucleotides. It is a transcript of the gene RpL19, whose product is annotated as 60S ribosomal protein L19. Gene Ontology annotation, cellular component: ribosome; cytosolic large ribosomal subunit. Gene Ontology annotation, molecular function: RNA binding; structural constituent of ribosome. The transcript is spliced from 3 exons. NCBI's taxonomy places the organism in Eukaryota, Metazoa, Arthropoda, Insecta, Diptera, Psychodidae. Gene Ontology annotation, biological process: translation. Bases 78 to 692 code for a protein of 204 amino acids. The record is from RefSeq and is a predicted model, not a curated record.
UUCAUCGAAAAUCGCAGAAUGUCGAAAACUUCACGGUGGUCGUUCUUUCUUCCACGUUUUGUCGUGAAUCUAUCAAGAUGAGUUCACUCAAGUUGCAGAAGAGGCUGGCAGCCUCUGUUAUGGGAUGCGGCAAGAAGAAGGUGUGGCUGGAUCCCAAUGAAGUCAAUGAGAUUGCCAACACCAACUCCCGCCAAAACAUCCGGAAGCUGGUGAAGGAUGGUCUCAUCAUCAAGAAACCCGUGGUGGUGCAUUCACGCUAUCGUGUGCGCAAAAACACCGAAGCCCGGCGCAAGGGACGCCACUGUGGCACGGGUAAGAGGAAAGGUACGGCCAAUGCGAGGAUGCCCGUGAAGUAUCUCUGGAUGCAACGGAUGCGUGUCCUCAGGCGUCUCCUGAAGAAGUACAGGGAUGCCAAGAAGAUCGACAGGCACCUGUACCACGACCUCUACAUGAAGAGCAAGGGUAACGUGUUCAAGAACAAGCGCGUCCUCAUGGAGUACAUUCACAAGAAGAAGGCCGAGAAGCAGCGCACCAAGAUGCUCAACGAUCAAGCUGAGGCGCGUCGUCAGCGUGUCCGGGAGGCAAGGAAGCGCCGCGAAGAGCGCAUUGCCACCAAGAAGCAAGAACUGAUGGCACUGCACGCCAAGGAGGACGAAGCUGCUGCCGCUCUGGCUUCAGCGUCCAGAAAGUAAAUCCUUCUGUACAUCCUCUUUGCGUAAAAUAAAGGAAAAAAAUCAUAAAAUA